This is a messenger RNA of Antechinus flavipes (yellow-footed antechinus), 16561 nucleotides long. It is a transcript of the gene AGO2, whose product is annotated as argonaute RISC catalytic component 2. Gene Ontology annotation, biological process: regulation of DNA-templated transcription; regulatory ncRNA-mediated gene silencing. Gene Ontology annotation, molecular function: endoribonuclease activity, cleaving siRNA-paired mRNA; RNA binding; protein binding. The transcript has 19 exons. Gene Ontology annotation, cellular component: RISC complex. The record is from RefSeq and is a predicted model, not a curated record. Bases 488 to 3073 code for a protein of 861 amino acids. Lineage: Eukaryota; Metazoa; Chordata; Mammalia; Dasyuromorphia; Dasyuridae.
CCCCGCCUCCCGCCGUCUCCACCCCCGUAUGGCCUCUGUAAAAACCCGGCGGUCUGUACAGUACAGCCCGCACCGCACGUUGCAAGCUCCCCUUUCUCGUCAGCCGUCACAACUGGGCAUGCUCAUUUAGUCAGGGCUGGGUUUUCCCCCCCUCCCUUCUUGGUCGCAAGUAGCUUUUCCUUCCCCCCCCCCCUCUUUUUUCCCCUCUUCUGCACUACAACGGCUCCCCGGCUCCCGGCGGCUGGCCGGCCCUCCCUCCCUCCUUCCUUCCCUCUUCCCUUCCCUCCCUCUCUCUCCCCCCUUCCUUCCCUCCCUCCUUCCUUCCUUCCCUUCCCCUCCACUCCUCUGCCGGCACAGUGUCGCGUAAACCUGUUUGGUGAGGCGCCCGCCUGAAGGCGCAGGGUCGGACCGCGCUCGCGGCUGCUGCGUUGGGGGGGCCCGAUUCUCACUCCUUGGCUCCCGGGAGCCCCCCUGCCCAGAGACAGACAUGUAUUCGGGAGCAGGACCCGCACUUACGGCUCCUCCAACACCACCCUCACCAAUGCAGGCAACAUAUACCUUUAAGCCUCCACCUAGACCAGACUUUGGGACUUCUGGGAGAACAAUCAAGCUGCAGGCUAAUUUCUUUGAAAUGGACAUUCCAAAAAUUGACAUCUAUCAUUAUGAAUUAGAUAUCAAGCCAGAGAAAUGCCCUAGAAGAGUUAACAGAGAAAUAGUGGAGCAUAUGGUCCAGCACUUUAAAACACAGAUCUUUGGGGAUCGUAAACCAGUAUUUGAUGGAAGAAAAAACCUCUAUACAGCAAUGCCUCUUCCCAUUGGGAGGGAUAAAGUGGAGUUGGAGGUCACAUUGCCUGGAGAAGGAAAAGACCGGAUAUUUAAGGUGGCCAUAAAAUGGAUGUCAUGUGUGAGUCUACAAGCUUUGCAUGAUGCGCUCUCCGGUCGCCUGCCUAGUGUCCCUUUUGAAACCAUUCAGGCAUUGGAUGUAGUGAUGAGACAUUUACCAUCCAUGAGGUAUACACCCGUAGGGCGAUCAUUUUUUACUGCAUCAGAGGGAUGCUCAAACCCUCUUGGUGGAGGAAGGGAAGUUUGGUUUGGAUUCCAUCAAUCAGUUCGACCCUCACUUUGGAAAAUGAUGUUGAACAUUGAUGUUUCAGCAACAGCCUUUUACAAGGCACAGCCAGUAAUUGAGUUUGUUUGUGAAGUUUUGGAUUUCAAAAGUAUUGAAGAGCAACAGAAACCUCUGACAGAUUCCCAAAGGGUAAAGUUUACCAAAGAAAUCAAAGGUCUAAAGGUUGAGAUAACACACUGUGGGCAAAUGAAGAGAAAAUACCGUGUGUGUAAUGUCACCAGACGACCAGCAAGUCACCAAACAUUCCCACUUCAGCAAGAGAGUGGCCAGACUGUUGAAUGUACGGUGGCACAGUAUUUUAAAGACAGACAUAAGUUGGUUCUACGUUAUCCUCACCUUCCAUGUUUACAAGUUGGACAGGAGCAAAAGCAUACAUACCUUCCUCUUGAGGUAUGCAACAUAGUGGCAGGACAGAGAUGUAUAAAGAAACUGACUGACAAUCAAACCUCUACUAUGAUACGGGCAACUGCAAGAUCAGCACCUGAUCGGCAAGAAGAGAUCAGCAAAUUGAUGCGAAGUGCAAGUUUCAAUACAGACCCUUAUGUUCGUGAGUUUGGCAUAAUGGUUAAAGAUGAAAUGACAGAUGUCACUGGCCGGGUCUUGCAGCCACCAUCAAUCCUCUAUGGAGGCAGGAAUAAAGCAAUUGCUACACCUGUCCAGGGGGUUUGGGAUAUGAGGAAUAAACAGUUCCACACUGGAAUUGAAAUCAAGGUCUGGGCGAUUGCUUGCUUUGCACCUCAACGGCAGUGUACUGAAGUCCAUCUUAAGUCCUUCACAGAACAACUCAGAAAAAUUUCAAGAGAUGCAGGAAUGCCAAUCCAGGGUCAGCCAUGUUUCUGCAAAUAUGCCCAAGGAGCAGAUAGUGUUGAGCCUAUGUUUAGGCACUUAAAGAACACGUAUGCUGGACUGCAAUUAGUAGUGGUCAUUCUGCCUGGGAAAACUCCUGUCUAUGCGGAAGUGAAACGUGUUGGGGACACCGUGCUGGGCAUGGCCACACAAUGUGUUCAGAUGAAAAAUGUGCAGAGAACCACGCCACAGACUCUGUCAAAUCUUUGCUUAAAGAUCAAUGUCAAGCUAGGAGGAGUAAACAACAUCUUACUUCCCCAGGGAAGGCCUCCAGUAUUUCAGCAGCCUGUCAUCUUUUUGGGUGCAGAUGUCACUCACCCCCCAGCAGGAGAUGGAAAAAAGCCUUCUAUUGCCGCAGUUGUAGGGAGCAUGGAUGCUCACCCCAAUCGUUAUUGUGCAACAGUACGUGUUCAGCAGCAUCGGCAAGAGAUCAUCCAAGAUUUGGCUGCAAUGGUCCGAGAACUCCUUAUUCAGUUCUAUAAAUCAACACGCUUCAAACCAACUCGCAUCAUCUUCUAUAGAGAUGGUGUUUCUGAGGGACAAUUUCAGCAGGUUCUUCAUCAUGAGCUGUUGGCCAUCCGAGAGGCAUGUAUUAAACUAGAAAAAGAUUACCAGCCUGGAAUUACAUUUAUCGUUGUUCAGAAAAGGCACCACACCAGGCUUUUCUGUACCGACAAAAAUGAACGGGUUGGAAAGAGCGGAAAUAUUCCAGCGGGGACAACAGUAGACACCAAAAUUACCCACCCAUCUGAAUUUGACUUUUACCUGUGCAGCCACGCUGGUAUUCAGGGAACAAGCAGGCCUUCACACUAUCAUGUCCUUUGGGAUGACAAUCGUUUUUCUUCAGAUGAACUACAAAUUUUGACUUAUCAACUGUGUCAUACUUAUGUGCGCUGUACACGCUCUGUGUCCAUCCCUGCACCAGCCUACUAUGCGCACCUGGUGGCCUUCAGGGCCAGAUACCAUUUGGUGGAUAAAGAACAUGACAGUGCCGAAGGAAGCCACACGUCUGGUCAGAGUAAUGGCAGAGAUCACCAAGCACUUGCGAAAGCAGUACAGGUUCAUCAGGACACGCUGCGUACCAUGUACUUUGCUUAACAUGUUUUAGUGUUUAGCGAUUUAGUACAGAGUUGGAUUCACAUGAGACCAGCUACACUCAGACCAACUGUUGCCCAGCCCUCCCAUGACAGCCAGCAAGGAGCAGGAUGCAUCUAGGUUCUUUUCCAUGUGCAAGAAAGAAAGCCGUCCCUGCAUUAAGACUUGGAUUUUGAGCUGCAGACCUGUAAAACUCCCCUCCCCCUGCCCUCAUCUUUCACUCCCAUCCCUGCCACUGUUGGGAAUGUGGUUUGCCAAAAUCUAUAGGCUGCUUUUUCAGAAAACAGACCCAAGUUUCCUAAAAUUAAUUCAAGAGCUAUUAUCUCAGGGCUUUAAAAACAAACAAACAACAAAAAAAAAAACCACACACAAACAGACUUUAUUUUACCUGUCAUUCAAUUUACUUGUGAACAAUCUAAUGCACCACAAAAUUGAUGGAAUUCAAAAGCUGUGACUUUCCUUAAAGAGUACAAAGGAACAAAAACACAGAACACUAUUCUGGUUUUAAAGCCUUGGCUAUUCCGUAUGCAUCCACUAGUUUUAUUUUCAAAGGCAAACUAGUUUGCUCCCAUUGUCACUUAUAACCAACUUUCUACUAAGCAAAUGGCAAAUUUAUUUUCUGAGCUUUGUUCUCCAAUGCCUCCUUUUCUCCUGCGUUAUUGAUGUUUUUAUUAGAUUAAAAUACAAAACUCUUGCCAGGAUAUAGGACAUGUUGAAAACUUUUAAGAGGUCCGAACAAUUUGGCAGAUAAGUGCCAUUUUAAUAAAAUUUUGUAGGAAAAAAGAAAAAAAGAAAAAAAGUACCGACAGCUAGUCAUAGGAUUUGUCCUCUAGGACUGUGAUACUUACUUUCCAAAGUCUCUAAAGAAUACGGGUCUGUGGUGAUAAAUACAGUACAAUCCUUUUUCACUGUUAAGUCUUUAAUGUUAAAAAAAAAAAAGAUUAUAUAUGGUUAGCAGUAUUAAUGUGAUAGGUUAGGCUCUGUUAUUUUAUUUGCCAAGGGGUGCUCCUCAUAUUUUCUGUUUAACAUAUCAAGAGCAUUUUGGAUUCUAGAAAUGAAAACCACCACAUCAUGUGGAUACUAAUGUUUGAGUACAGGAAUAUGCAAUUGACUUUAAUGUGACAGAGAUCAGAGAGGCAUAUAAUUAGUUGGGUAGUUUAACCUGCAGUUCCAGAAAUAACAAGUGUGCCCAUAACACAGCAAGCGGUGUUUUUCCAUGAACAGUUCUGAUGGGCACGUGCCCUCCCUUCUCCAUGGGUUUAAGCACAAAAUGGAAUUUAUUUAUUCUUUUGAUUAUUGGGAAGCCAAAAGAUGUUGAUGUUCAGGAAAGCAGUUUGGUUUUCUGGUUUUAUUAUGGAAGUGUCAUGGAAUCUAUGCAGUAAAAUAUCUAGGAAAUCAUUGCCGUUUACUUGUGGAGAAAGAUUAAUCUCUCUGUUAUGCAUUAAGUCAAUAGUAAGAGAGAUUUGGCCAUUCUCUGAAGAGAAGCAUUAGAAUCGAUAAGUACGAGGCAUUUAUAUUUCUGUCAGGGUUUGCACACUGGGGUCACUCGCAUCUAUUACAUGUAUAAACCAUUGCACUAAUAACGAUAUAUCAUGGACAAUUUUGAGGGGAUACAAACAAGAACACUGUUUUGUGCUGAUUUGCUUUUUUUUUUUUUUCCUAUGCUAUAUUUUAAAGCAACUGAUCUAUGUUAAAUGUGUAGACGUAGGAGAAAAGUAAUCUUUGCUUCUUCACCCAUUAAGCUUUCUCAUUUUGUUCUACCAUUGAACCACAUUUACCUCCAGCCAACGUGGCAGGCAACCAGCUUAUUUGGAGCUAUGGACUGGACUGUGGUGUAGGCUCCUAAGUUCUCUAUAUUUGUUUUUUUUUGUUUUUUUUUUUUACUGGCUAUGAGUUUGGGGGAUUUAACCACACUUCAAGUUAUAAUGAACACCUUGCCCAUGUUAUUUUGGCUGAAAUAACAAAUGGAUGAGUGUUAUUUACAUAUCUAUAUAUGUACGUGUGUGUGUUUGUGUGUAGUGUGGGUGUGCUUAUCUUCUAAUGGCAUUAGUCUUAUCUUGCUGUUUAAGUCAUUCGCUGUAUCAUUUUCAUUUUAUAAAAAAGAAAAAAAAGAAAAAAAAAAGAUGUUCCAGAAGAUUCUACAGGAAAUGUCGCCAUUCUCCUUCCCUUUUAAUGGUUUAUGGCACUUUACCUAUUUUCAGAGGGGUAAAAAUUCAUUCGUGGCUCAAGUUUUAACCUGAGUUAGAGCCUAAAGAGAAAAAUCCUUUCUUGUACCAAACGGGUAGGAACCAAAAUCAAAUUAGUUCCAUCCUUUUCUGAAAGUACCUGUGGGCUCUAUUGAAGUUUAUUAGGUUUAGGAAGAAACCUGCUUUUCGCACUGAUAGGAACCGCAAGGAAAUUUUGAGGGAAAUGGACAAUAAAAAGGGGGAUGGGGGGGGAAUACGUUUCUAAGCUAGAAGUACAUUUGUAAUUGCUAAUCAAGCACAGACUCAUAGAGAGUUCUUCUAGGAUGUUCCUGUCAAUAUUUCAAAGGGGAUAAUAUUUUCUUAAAAGUGGGCCUAAAGGACUUUAAGAAUUAUUCUAUCGGUCUGUGCUAUAUAACUGCUUUUGUAAGACUUUUUAAUAUUCAAAGCAUUAAUAGACCAAAAUAUCUCCAGUAUGUUUGUAAUCCUUUGGUUUUACAAAAUUAGAAUGGCUCUAACUAGUACAGUCUCAGGUAAUAGUUUGUUUUGUAAAAGUUCACCAGUUAGGGGUUUUUUCGGGGGAAGGGAGGGGAUAUAAAAUUUUUAAAAUAAUUUCUCCUAAAAAUCAUGGAGAAAAAAAUUCUCUAAACUAGUAAUGAAUUUCAUGGCUGUAUAUAGAAUUUUUGAAGAUGAAAUUUAAAAGCAAAACUCUCUUCACAUAGUGGCCAAAAGGUAUUCCUUUCCAAACAAUUAUUUCUGGUAGUGUUUAUACAUAAAAUGACCCCAAAAUAUUGUGAAUAGGUGAACUGUGCUUUACCCAAAGUGGUGUUGCUAGUGAGCACACCCAUCAAUUUCCUUAAAGUGAAUAUCCCUUGUUCCCAUCAUUUGUGAUUCUUUUUUCACUUAGCAGGGUGUAUCCCUCCUACCCCCAUCCCCAGUCUGUCUUUGCUUUUUUGCCCUACCACUCUCAAAUAGGUGUACCUCACUUUAAGUAAACUGGGUAUGUGAACAGUGAUAUAAAACCCCCAGUGUGUGUGUUUGUGUGUAUGUGUGUGUGUGUGCACACACACGCACAUACACACAAAAGGUAAAGUUUGAUUGCUUUUAAAAAGAUUUCAUAAUAGAAUUGUUUUUAAUAUUCACAAUAAGAUUCCUUUUAAACAUUUGUAAUGUUUUGGUUUACAAACAUUCUUAUUUACACACAUUAAUGAUGGUGAUACCUCACACUUAUAUAGUGCUUUACAGUUUACAGAAGUGCUUUCACAACCAUCUCAUUGAUCCUCAUAAAAACCUAGUGAGAUCAAUAUGGACAGGUAUUAUUGUAUCCAUAUUACAUAUGAAGAAACCUGUAUCUAUAAAAAGCUGUGUUAAAUGACUUGUCCCAGGUCACACAGCUAGUAGGUAGUAGAGCCAAACUUCAGGUCCAGAUCUCCUGACUGUAGUGCUCUUUACAGGAAUGUGUUCUUUCCUAAUGCUGCCUACCACCUUUAGUUAAUGAUCUGUAAACCAAGACUUAAGUAGACUUGGGAAACAUAUUUAAAGGAGCCAGUUGGAAGUGAGGGGAUGAGUUCUUUUGUCAUGCAAAAAUAUCCCUUAAUUUGUCUUUGGCAAAUCUGGAUUUUCCUUGACUAUAUUUUAUGAAGUUAAACUAACUUGGCAUUUCAGGAUUAUGAAUUACUUUCUAUCUAAAGGCAUGUUUUUGCAUGUAAAAUUGUGAUUUCAUGGAUGUGGUGUCUCCAUUUUUCCAUUAAAAAUUACCUUGCCUUUUUAUAGUUUUCCCAAACUCAUUUUUGAGGGGAAACUCAAAUCCCCUUUGGAAAGCAACUUUGCACCAUUCAGACCCACUCAGACCCACAAGGACACUCAGAACAUAUAUCAUUUAUAUCAUUGUCUCAAUGUGCACUUUGGUAACAUGGCUUAAAAUUAUGACCAUCUGAGCCCAACUGUGACCAGUAAUAAUUACUAAUGUUUACCCAAGCUUUUGAGUAUUCAUAACAAGAGACCUGUUGGAUUUUGUUCCUAGGUUUUUGUUGUUUUUGUUGUUUUAAGAAAAGGUUUUUUAAUGCAGAAAUUGCUAUUUAUUUUCAAUAUAACACCCAAGUUUGAUUUGACUAAAGGAUCUACUCCAUUUCACAGCACCUAAAUUAUUUAUAAUAUAAAUUUUUAUCUCAGAUUUUAUCUUAGCAUAGGUCCUUUUAACUUCUAAGAAAGGAAAUCCUAUGAGUAUAAUUUUGCUAGGAUAGAGUACAAAACAAAUUUGGAGUCUUUUUUAUUUUUCAUCAAUUUGUAGUAAUUCAAACUUCCCUUUUGAAAUAUUUGCCUGUGCUUGAUCUUAGUAAUGCUAAAUUAGACCAGUCCCUUUUCCAUUAGAUUCAGUGUUGCAUUGAGUUCUUUAAGCAUUUGUCAUGUCUAGCGUUGGAAAGAACCUGGGUCAAUCUUUUUAUUUGAUAGAUGAGAAAAUGGCCUCAAAGUGGGAAAUGAUAUGACCAAAGUUAUGCUGUGAGUGAAAGGCAGAACCAGAAGAAAAACCCAGGUCUUCUGAUUUUAGUUCGUUGUUUUUAAGUAUUACAUUAACGAGGCUCAAUUAGAUGUUGUCUGGUGUUAAGCAUCACAUAACUUGUUAUUUGGUUUCUCACAUUAUCUUUAGAGCUGGAAGGAAACUUACAGAUCAUUUAGUCCAAUUGCCUUCCUGUCUCUCCUCCUCGCUGCCCAGAAUCCUAUCAAUGAAAAAAAAAAAAUCAAGACUUCGAGUUGUGUGUGAUUUUUUUUUCCCCCCAUGGUCACAGCAAUAGCAAGUAGCAGAACCAAAAUUCAAGUCUUAAGUUUUAUCUCAAAAUCCAAUUUCUUUCUUCUCUCCUAUUAUUUCAUGCUAUAAUGACUAGGAUCUCAACUCUUGUCAUAGUUUCAGAUCUCUUCAAUGGUAGCAGUGGAUUAUUUAAAUGGGCAUUUUCCUGUAUUUAGUAUAAUUCAGUUAGUGAGUAUAUGUGGAAAAGUUUGGUUACUGACUUAAUACAGAGGGCCAUUCUAGUGGCCUAGACAAGCCAUAAGAAAUUUUUAUGUGAUCUCUUCUGAACUAUAUCUUUCUCCCACAAGACAAGGAAUGUACAUCAAGUGAAAAUUUUCUUCUCUUCAGGCUACUCCCUUUCAAAAUACAACUUGCAUUUAUAUUUAGGUACUUCCCAAAGCAAACUGCUCCCUAGUAAUUUAACUGGCUGUUUAGGCUGGCAUAACUUUUUUUUUUUUUCAAUUUAAACAGUAUGCGUCUGACUUUUAUAUUGUGGGUGUUUCUCCAUGUGCCCCAAAAUACACACAUGCUGUCUGUUUUAUAAGCAAACCUUCAACUCAAAAUAAUUGCACUGAUUUUUUGAGAACUUCCUUUUUACUUGUGUCAGAUCUUUGUCAUCUGCUGUAGAUGUUUGAAAAAGAUUGUAUAUAAUGUUAUGAAUUGCAGAAAUAGAAAUGCUAUCACUGAUGUACUUUGUUUUUGUGAUACUGCCACAUUUACAGUAUUAAUAUGUUAGAACCGUGUGGGUUAAAAUUCUUUUAUUCUCUUCAAUUUGUGUCUGAUGACAUUUCAUGAAGGAUGAAUUUGUUUCUUUAGAAGGAUGUCUUUCAGUCUUUGUUUCUAAUACAUCUCCAUAAGAUUUAAAAAAAAUUUUUUUAAAGAUAUUUUCUUUCGUAUUAUCUGUGGCUGCAAAACUUAUUUUCUUUAAGCCACUUCAAGCACUUGGUCAAACUUUAUAGGAAAGCAACGUUCACAAAAAAUUGGGCAGCUCUCUUUUACCUAUUUUGAGUCAGUCAGAAGCAAAAGCUAUGGGUUUGGCAUUCUGUUCAAAUUGAUUUUUAUUUAAUCUGUAGGUGCUCGAGAUCCCAGAAUUACAGUAUUGCUCAUAUAUGGCAUAUGAUUUGAUAGCUACAUAUCUACUCUAGCUCUAAGAGAUUAACUGAUAAGCUUAUAGUUGUGUUGGAAUGUCUCAGAAAUCUAAAUGGUUUCUGAAUUCUAAAUUUUUUAUUUUUGCAUCUGUUGAUGUAACAUGGACUCCGUUAUGUUCUUUAUAAUCCUGCAUCUUUGGGUAUGUUUUUGCCAUUUAAUUGUCAUAAGUGAAUGUAUUGGUUUGGCCAAAUCACUACAGUUGGUGGUUUCCAAAUAUCUCUUAGAUAGAAAGCAGAUGCAGAUAAAGGCUACCUCUGACUUUUUAAAUAAAUUCAUGAAAAAUAUAACAACACUGAAAACAGCCAAAUUAUUGCCUAAAUAGACUGAAUUGUGAUCAUUCAGUCCUGACUUGCAAACUCCUGUGCCAUACUGUGACCCUUCAGUAAGCACUCAUCUCUCUAGCUGCCUCAGAAAGCAGGAAUGAAUAGUGUUGAAGCCUUUUCUGUCCAAGCUGUUCUCCCAGAAAUCAGAGCAGCUGCCCUCGGAAGGCUGACACGUUUGUUUGGAUUCAGACUUCCAUGUGGCAAUAUUGUGAAACAGCCAGCACUCUCUUGAUUGGGGUUCAUUUUCCUGUUUCAAACACAAAAGCACUUUUUUCUCUAUUCUACACUUAAGAAUAGGUUGACAAUUAUUCCCAUCUUCAGUCAUCCCUCACUCCUCUUCUCCACCUAUAUCUUUAAGUCAGAUGUUUAAAAAAAUUUUUAAUAACUGAAAAAAAAAGAUAAACAAAUUGAUUUUGCAUGAUAAAAGUUUACCUGAUUCCCUACUCAAAACAAAUCAAAAUUGCAGCAGCAAAAAUCUCCUUUGUUUUUCUGUCCUGGAUCUGCUAAGAAACAGGGUUCUUUAUUUAAAAGGAUGGGGGUGGCAGUAGGAAAUGGGGGUGAAUGGUGGGAAGUCAAUAUAGGGAAAGGCCUUUAGGGCCUUAGUUCAGCUCUUGAAAUAUGAAUGUACCCUUAAGGUGCUUUGAAUGCUCAGAAACAAAACUAUAGAAAGUCUGUGCUAAUAGUAUAUAUUCUUUUGUUUACAAUAAACCUAAAUAGGCUUCCUUUCGCUUAAACUCCUUUGCUGUCAGGAAUAUUCUCAUUUAUGUGUGCAUAGAAUUCUAGCUUAAUAUUUUAGUAAGACUUCUUUUUAUAAUCAGCUAAGCAUAAGGUGGAAUUUCAUGAUUUUCUCCUAAUUUUGUGGGAUUGAAAACGAUCAUUUAAAUAUUCCUGUUAUUGAGCAAUCUCUUCAUAAAGAAAUUUGAUUGCAUGGCUCUAACGAAGGACGAAUAGAGAAAGCUUUUUUGUUUAAAAGCUCAAUUCUCUGUUGACAUUUUGGAAAAGAGUCCCAAGUAUACUCUUAACUUAAAUUACUUUCAUAAAACCAAUUCUUUUUUCAAGCCUUUAUUGCUCAUUUUGGCCACACAUGCACACAUUUUAAUUCUGAAAAAGAUGUGUCUUUAGUAUGUGUUUUUUAAAUAUAAAAGUAUAUUUAUCUUUUACCUGUCUUAGAACAUGGUGGUAGCACUAUAUUAUAUAUAGAUUAUGAUGUAAAGAAUUUAAACUUUUUUAGCAUGGACCCCUGGGCUUUUCUCUUUAAGGCCUCCAUGUUAACAUCUGUUCUCUUGUCUCUGUGGCUUAAAAGGCCAAAGAGGUCUAGCUGAUGAUUUGUGGAGACAAAUACUUUUCCUUGUUGAAUAGGGAUUGUUUUUUUUUUCCAAAUUCAGAUGUCAGCCUGUUGCAAAGGUCUGCCUGUGGAAAGACCAUUUAUCAGAAACUCUUGAUAUUGGCCUUUCUCAUUAUUUAUGUGUGAAAUACUAGAAUAUCACGUACAAUAUCAGCAUGUACAAGACACCUACUCAAUUGAACAUUUUACCAAGCACUUACUAUGUGCCAAGACCUUUGCAUAAGGCCUUGUGCCCAGCACUGAGGAUUAUGAUUAUUUGUCCAGUAUGUAAAGAAUGCUAAUUCAUUUAUUUGGCUAUCAAUGUAACUGCACCUUAGGAGAAAAUGGGGUGAGCUUUAAGGGCUUCGGGUGGGGGGCAGAGUUAAUAUUUGGAAUAUUGUAUUCAGCUAAUCAGAAUCAUUGCUUUAAUGGGGUGGAAGGUGAGCACCUCCUCCCAAGGCCUUAGAUGAGUACCAUUAUCAUUCCUCCCCUUUUCUACUUUGUGUUCUGAGAUCUAACCUCAAAAUAAGAUUCAGCCCCUGAAUUACUAUGGUUUUCAAAACUGGGCCCUUGAUGUCCUUUCCACAAAAAUCUGGGGGGGUAGGGCUAUACACAGAGUGGGAAGCUAUUGAUAUAAUGCGUCAGGGUACAAAAUGUUCAACUCAAAUUUCAAACUACUUGUUUCCUAGCCUUAUAAAAUAUCAUCCUACAGAGGCCCCAGGUCUGUGAAUUUGGAAUAAUGCUAGCUGUUUCACAAUUGUAAUUCUCUGAUGUUCUAGGUGCCUGCUUCUUUCAGUCCUUCUGACUUGCUAAUUCAGUGGGUUUCUGGGACAUUGCACGACCCAUCUUUUAGCCAGGUAUUGACCAGUAGUCAUCAGUGAAUUCAUCUCCCGAACAACUAAUGGUUGUUUUGUUCUGAUACCUAGAUGAGUCAUAGAAGAAGCAAAUGAAACAAUAAUUAUUUUUACAUGGAGGGUCAGGUACAUUACAUUGAGUACUGAACAUUAAGUCUGGAGUUUAAAUCCUGCCUCCUACACUUAUUAUGCACCCAAAUGACUGGGCAAGUUACUUAAAACUAUAUAUGAGCUUCUGGUAACUCUCUAGGACAUAUAUACUUAACUUUUGGUGGAGGUAGUGGAAAUCACAAAUCCUAUAGAUACUCUUGUUUAUAUAUGUAUAUGUGUGUGUAUAUAUGUAUAUCUAUGUGUAUAUAUAUACAUAGAUAUAUAUGUAGGAAUCAACACACUCUCUUGUUGUCUUUGUAAAAUGCUUCUGAAGACCUCAGCUGUAAGGUGCUAUUUAAGUAUGUACUAAAUAUUAUUCUUUACUGUUUGGGGUUUAACUUAGUUAUUGUUUAUCUUGCUAAUGGUGAAUGUUUUUUAAAUUACUUAUUUACUUUAAGUGUGGCAGUGGUAACUGAGGAGUUCAGAAACAGCUCCAUUUUUUCACUUCUGAAAUUGGAAUUGUGUUUAUUUUUUAAAAUCAAGUAUUAGCAAGUCCUUGGCUCUAGAGCUGAUUAAAAUUCAGAACUGACCAACUUAAAUCCGGCUUAGUUCAUUUUAAGGGAAUAAAGUGUUUAGUUUGCUUAUAAAAAGGACUAAUGAUGUUUAUUCUUUUCUAUCUUUUGCUCCUCCCCUCUACCUGAACCCCUUAACCCCAAAGGCCUUUUGGCUCCUAGAGAGGAAGUCAUUUGUUAAUUAAUUUAGUGACCCUUCUUUCUAAGCAGAAUGUACAAGUAAGACCAAAAGAUUACAGGGCAGCUGAUUGACUCUAUACAUAACUCUCUUUAUAGCAAGAGUUAGUAUAUGUAUAUAUGAGUUUUGAGUCCUGGGUCUAUUAGGGAAUUUUAAUAUAGCUAAGGAAAGUAUAAAGGGAUAGUGUUUUAUAAUUAAAGAGGAAAAUGGGUUUUUAUGAAAAGCUAUUAUUUAAGUUUACAGUUAAGAGAAUACUUAUGUUUCUGUGCAACAAAGUGGUUAAUUACUCAUGCAAAAAAAAAAAAAAGAGAAUGUAGUUUUAAAAUCCAGACUUUUCUUACCUCUAGUACACUUCAGGUUCUUUAACUGACAUGUACUGAGGGGUUUUAACCCUUAGUUUUAACAGGUUUUCUAGUUUUAUUUUAUUUUUAUAAAAUAAUCUAAAAAGAACCAAAAAUUAAACUCUUUCAUAUGUGGCUCUAAUAUCCCACCCCCCCACACCACACCUUACUACCACCCAGGAAACAUUUUAGACAACAUUUUGAAUCAAAAUGUUUUCUCACCAUUUAAAGGUUUACUAUUUUCUAAGAAUAGAGCAGCUAAAAGGCCUCAUUUCAAGUGGUACUAAAUAUAUAUGGAUUAGUUUCUACCUGUUCCGUGGAUCUAUAUGAAGAUGUUUUGUGCUUGCAAUAGAGACCAUACAGUGCUGUUUUGUAAAACUGACAGUUCUUAUAUAAAUUGCUUUAUUUAUAUGCAUUUGCUUUCAUGUAUAAUUUUCAUUUACUACAUGGAUUGUAAAAGUUAAGUGUAGCAUAUUACAGUACAUGUUAAGUAGAAUUAAGACUUCAUGUAGUUGAAUACAUUGUAUGUAUCCUAAACAUGUUAAAUGCUUGCAUGAUGCUUAUGUGGUGACCCCACUUUAAAUUAAGCCUUAAUAUGAUGUUAAGUUUGUAAGCUUCAGAGUAUGCAAAAAUACUACAAUGAGGGAAUUAGCCUGUUCAACCAAGAAGAUACACAGUAAUUCAGAGAGGCUUCUCACCUGAGAUGUAAAGGGAAAUGUGUAGGCCUAGAGCUUUCUAUCUACACUGUGACUGACCUAGCUAGCUACUAGCUAUUGUUGUCCUUAGAUCUGUGUAAAAUGGGCCAUUGUGCAUUUCUAUGGCAGUCAAAUAGAAUGUCAUGUUCUGAAAAUUCUUGGAAUUUUUUCAGGGUUUUUCUUUUCUUCCUUUUGGUCUCAUUUUGCUUUAGUCUUUAAUUUUUUCAUUCAGAGAUUUAUUUAUGCCUAAAGUAAUGAUGUAUAAACCCUUUCUGAAAACCUGCUCAAGUUCUAAGCUUUCUUCAUGUAGUGCCAUCUGUCAUCACUUCUACAUACAAUUUUACACUGAAUUUUUUUUUUAAUAAAACAUUUUCAACUUGAGGUAAACAAAGUGGAGGGGACCCAGCUUUCUUUCUAAUGUGGAUCUACCUCAGUUAAACAGUUGGGUGCUAUUUAAGAAAAGUGUGGCAAUGAGAUUGGAAAAAGUGACCAAACAGUAAGGUAUGACUGUGCAUAUACAUUUUGACAGUUCUCUGGAAGCCAGACUUUCUGUUUAAUAACUAUCUCAUGUUUGAGUUCUCUGUUCUUUGUGCCUUUUGGUUUGAGUCCCAAUGCUUUUUUCAAAAUCAACAUAAAAAAUAAACUUAUUGCCAGUGAGGGAAAACAAGCCAAACUGGCUGCAACAUUUAGCUAUUUUUUCCCUAUCCAAACAUAGUAGAUCUUUUAUACAAAGAAAAAAAAAAUCAAGAAGCAAAAUUUGCAUUUCUCAAAUAAUAAAAUCCCCAACUCUUCUAUGCAUAUGUGUAAGCAAACUUUUGGUUUUGAUUAAUGCAGGUUAAAAAAAAAAAUCAGAUCAUCUGACCAGAUACAAAUGUCAACUUCUUACUCUGGUAGACCUUACAAGAGCCCUUAUCUAAGGAGUAAUAUAUGGCCUGAUGAAGUUUUUUCUCCUCUCCCAUUCUUACCCUCUGGAAGCUUUAAUAAAUAGUGAGGCCCAGGGAAGUUCAAGUGACUUGAUCAAGAUUACACAGAUGAAAUCUGAAUGAAUUAGUUUCCUAAUUCUUAAUCCAGUGCUUUCUGUCUGAGAGGCAGGGGGCCUAAUUAAAAAUGGGGUAUACUGGCUCUAGGUAACUAGCGACAUCUAAGAGUUGGCAUGUGUGUAUAUGUACAUAUGUAAGGGAAGGUGAGAAUAAAAUGUAAAGGAGAAUAAUUUUCCACGUUUUUAUAUUCAGCAAUCUACAACUCUACUUUUUUUCUAUAAGCUAUAUCUUUUUUACUUAAUUCUUUUGGAGAAAAACUUUUAAGUUAUUCUAUACAAUCUAUCUUCAAGCCUUUUACUAAUUUGACUUUAUACCAGUAACAAAUCCAGAGUAGGAAACUUUCCUGUAGCAGUUAGUUUUACAAUUUUUAAAAGGUCUACAUCAGAGUUGUAAGAGAACCGACAUUCCUUAGUGGCAGAACUUUACAAGGUUCUAUAAGGCUUUUUGCUGCAGAGACUCAGUGGGUCAAUUCCUCUGUUAGUGUUUUUAUAAAGAAAAAAAAAAAACUCCAUCAGGUCUAUACUUAAGCUAUAUUUUAUAAAGAGUAAAUCAUCCUUUAAUAUGCUGCGUGUUAAUGAUCAGCAUUGUUGCACUUUCUCAGUAAUAAUGUAUGCCCUACAAUUGGCUCCUAGACAAGGACUUUAAAAUUAACUUGUUUUGUGUGUGUGUGUGUGUGUGGUGUGUGCCUGUGUGUAUGUGUGUUUUUUAACAUAACAGUAGUACUUUGGGGCAGAUGACAAAAUUUAUAGGUACCUCAAGAAAUUAAGAGCCUGAAUAUGCUGCAUUUUGUUUCUUUCACUUUUACAUGUAGCAAUGUGUUCUCUUUCAUUACCUUGUUUAGUCUAUGAAUUGCUAACUGUGUUGCUUCUAGGAUCCCCAGAGGAUGUUGCAAGGCUUUUUAAAAGUUCAUCUUGCAAGUUGUAGUAUCCUUUUAAAUUUAUUCAAAUGCAGUUGCUGGUUCAAAGAUGUCACCCUGCAUUGUAUAGUGUAGAAAAAGAUGUUUCACACAAAAGGACUUGAGCAAAAGGAUACUACAUUUAUAAACAGACAAUAAUGUUCCUAAUCCCUUCUGCUCAUGCUGCUUUCUUGAUUCUUUUCUCAAUAUCAUCAAGAGGUUGGUAGCUAGCUGGUUUCUAAAUUCAAAAAUUAAAUCAUGACUAUUUUGGUACAUAUACACUCUAACAUACACACACACAUACGUGCACACAUGAAUCAUAUAGCUCAAAGUUUGAAAAGAGCCUUUGCAAAACUCCAAUUUGAGCAAGUAGCCCCAAAGGUCAAUGCUGCCAUUAGAUUGCCUCAUCAGCCUAGUUAAUCUAAAGACCUAGUUUCCUAUGUAGUCCUCCUUCAACUGUGUUCCAUUGAAUUCAACCAAUGUUUUAAGUGUCUAUCAUGUGCAAAGCAUUGUGCUAGACGCUGGGGAUAUAAAAACAAAACCAAACCCCCAGUUCCUGCCCUGAAGGAGCUUACACUUUACUUCCCCUGCAUUUCUUAGUCCCUUGCCUCCAAACUCACCCCAAGAAAAAGUGAAUCCAAAAUAAGUAGAAAUGGGGAAUUGUCUGGUUUGAGAAAAGAGAAACUGGUGAAGAAAGCUCUAAGGCUGUGAAAUUGAGCAUCUAUUGUCAUGUUUAAGCUUUGAUGGGUCCUUUCAAGCUUGUUUUUUGCUUCCUAGGUUAAAUAGUUUGCACUACUUUUGCAAUAAAUUCUUGGAAAAACUAACAGUUAUUUUGUUUUGUUUCUUACUGUGUGUGUGUAUAUAUAAACUAAUCCUAAAAAGUUAGCAUAGUGUUUUUUUUCCACCUCCGUACAUAAUUCUUAAUAUGCGCAGAAUGCUGUAAAUCUGAUAAAAAAAAAUAUGAUGUGAAUGAUAUUUUAUAAAGUUAUUUUGUAUGGUGUCAAUUUUGUUUUGCCUCAUAGUACGUCAGCAAAAAAAUAAAACUCCUCAUAUUUACGAUUA